GCAAAUCAAAACAAGGAAACUCGCCGUUGAAAAGGGUAAAGCAGAUGAGAGAUUUGUCGCCAUGCAUGCACGCAUCUAUGCCCUAGCUCUGCCCACUUCCCAUUUUGCAUAAAUACCCACCGCCUUAACAUCAUUCUUCCCCCUUACUCCUCCUCUCACAACCCGUCUUCUCCGUUUUACAACCCACCGCCGACAUUCACAGUCGCCGCCGGCAGCCCGCCAUGAACGCUCUCGCAGCCACCACCCGGAACUUCCGCAACGCAGCGCGCAUUCUGCGGUUGGACUCCAAGCUCGAGCAGAGCCUUCUCAUCCCCCUCAGAGAAAUCAAAGUUGAGUGCACGAUCCCAAAGGACGACGGGACUUUGGUCUCGUACGUUGGAUUCAGAGUACAACACGACAAUGCACGAGGUCCCAUGAAAGGAGGCAUCCGUUUUCAUCCUCAGGUCGAUCCAGACGAAGUGAGCGCCCUGGCGCAGCUAAUGACAUGGAAGACGGCGGUGGCCGAUAUCCCGUACGGCGGCGCCAAGGGUGGAAUAGGAUGCGACCCGGCGGAGUUGACUUGCCGGGAAAGGGAACGCCUCACCCGCGUCUUCACCCAGAAAAUUCACGACUGCAUUGGGAAUCACACGGAUGUUCCCGCCCCUGACAUGGGAACCAAUUCCCAGACAAUGGCUUGGAUUCUGGACGAGUAUUCGAAGUUCCAUGGGCAUUCUCUGGCUGUUGUUACAGGGAAGCCACUCGAGCUCGGAGGAUCGCUGGGUCGGGAGGCUGCGACGGGGCGCGGAGUGGUUUUUGCAACAGAGGCUCUACUGGCAGAAUAUGGAAAAUCAAUUUCCAAUAUGAAGUUCGUCAUCCAGGGUUUUGGAAAUGUGGGAUCUUGGACAGCCAGGCUUGUUCAUGAGCAAGGGGGGAAGGUCAUUGCGGUUAGUGACAUUACAGGUGCUGUGAAAAACCCGAACGGGAUCGAUAUCCCGGCUCUGCUGAAACACCAGGAAAGCACUGGUUGUCUGAAGAAUUUCCCAGGAGGAGAUCCUAUGGAUCCAAACGAGUUGCUUGUUGAGGAUUGUGAUGUUCUCAUUCCUUGCGCCUUGGGUGGUGUUCUCGACAGGGAAAAUGCUGCUGAUGUGAAGGCAAAGUUUAUAAUAGAAGGUGCAAAUCAUCCUACCGAUCCCGAAGCAGAUGAGAUUUUGUCGCAGAAAGGAGUCAUCAUUCUCCCCGACAUAUAUGCAAACUCUGGAGGCGUGACAGUGAGCUACUUUGAAUGGGUUCAGAACAUUCAAGGGUUCUUGUGGGAUGAAGAGAGAGUAAACAAUGAGCUUCAGAGGUACAUGAAGAAGGGUUUUAAGGACAUUAAGGCAAUGUGUCAAACCCAUGACUGCAGCCUCCGAAUGGGGGCCUUCACCCUGGGCGUGAACCGGGUGGCACGAGCUACCCUCUUGAGGGGUUGGGGAGCUUGAAGACUUUAUGAUAUUUGCACUUUCUAUUCUUCCUGAAGAAGAAGAAAGAAGAAAAAUGUCAACACUCAAUUUUCAGUCUUGUAUUUUAAAUAUGAGAGAAACUAUCAUUAGCCAAAAGCAUAAAUUUAUGUAGCUAAUUUUCGGUUU
Molecule: messenger RNA, 1604 nt
Organism: Malania oleifera
Lineage: Eukaryota; Viridiplantae; Streptophyta; Magnoliopsida; Santalales; Ximeniaceae
Product: glutamate dehydrogenase-like
Exons: 9
Coding region: 222-1457 (411 amino acids)
Biological process (GO): L-glutamate catabolic process
Cellular component (GO): mitochondrion
Molecular function (GO): L-glutamate dehydrogenase (NAD+) activity
Source: RefSeq, a predicted model, not a curated record